UCGCCCGCCGCCCCGUCCCGGGCUCACCACCACCAUGGCAGCGCGGGCUCGGCGCCCCUGGCUCAGCGUCAUGUUGGGGCUGGUGCUUGGCUUCACCGUCGCCUCCUGGCUAAUUGCCCCCAAAGUGGCCGAACUGAGCGAGAGGAAGAGGCGCCGAGGCAGCGGCGGCUUUGCUGGCGGCGGCGGCAGCAGUCUCUGUUCUUACUACGGCCGAGCGGCUGGGCUGCCCGGGGGCAAGAGGCAGCAGCUGCAACCCGAGGCCAGGGCGGCAGCCGCAGCUGGAGGGCUGGGGGGCGCCAGCUUGUGGGAACAGGAGCCGCCGCCGCCGCCUCCCGCCGCGGAGGACCAGCCUGUGCCCAGUCCUCCAAUUGCUGCUGCUGCAGAAGGAGACCCGGAGGAGGAGGAGGAGGAGGAAGAAGGCGCCGGCCGCCACGGCAGCAGCCACAAUGGGAGCGGGGACGAUGCGGGCGCCCCGGGCUGCGCCAAGACUCGCCACUUCCUUUACGUGGGGGUCAUGACUGCCCAGAAGUACCUCAGCAGUCGAGCGCUGGCGGCGCAGCGGACCUGGGCGCGCUCCAUCUCCGGCCGCGUGGAGUUCUUUUCCAGCCAGGGCUCAGUCCCGCCGCCCGCUUUGCCAGGAGAGCAGCCGCUGCCCGUCAUCGCUUUGCCUGGAGUGGACGACUCGUACCCGCCGCAGAAGAAGUCCUUUAUGAUGCUCAAGUAUAUGCACGAUCACUACUUGGACACCUACGAGUGGUUCAUGCGGGCGGACGACGAUGUCUAUAUCAAAGGAGAAAAAUUAGAGGAAUUCCUAAGGCCACUGAACAGCAGUAAGCCUCUCUAUUUGGGGCAGACAGGACUGGGAAACAUUGAAGAACUUGGAAAACUGGCUCUUGAGCCAGGAGAGAAUUUCUGCAUGGGAGGACCUGGAAUGAUCUUCAGUCGUGAAGUUCUUAGGAGGAUGGUGCCACACAUAGGUGAAUGUCUUCAAGAAAUGUAUACUACUCAUGAAGAUGUAGAAGUGGGUCGAUGUGUUCGCCGGUUUGGUGGAACUCAGUGUGUUUGGUCAUAUGAGAUGCAGCAGUUGUUCCAUGAAAACUAUGAACACAACCGGAAGGGCUAUAUACAGGAUCUUCACAAUAGCAAAAUUCACGCAGCAAUUACACUUCAUCCAAAUAAAAGGCCAGCUUAUCAGUAUAGGCUCCAUAAUUAUAUAUUGGCCCGUAAAAUAUCAGAAUUACGUUAUCAUACCAUACAGCUUCAUAGAGAAAGUGCCCUCAUGAGUAGGCUCAGUAAUACUGAAAUCAGCAAAGAUGAUCAGCUUCUGGGAAUUAUGCCAUCUUUUAACCGCUUCCAGCCACAUGACAGGAAUGAAAUUAUUGAAUGGGAGUUUCUGACUGGAAAGCUGCUUUACUCUGUGGCUGAGAAUCAGCCACUCAGACAGAAUAUUAAUAGUGCCCUGCGGUCAGCACUGGAUGACACUGUAAUGCAGGUAAUGGAAAUGAUCAAUGAGAACUCUAAAUCUAGAGGGAGACUUAUUGACUUCAAUGAAAUACAGUAUGGGUACCGCAGGAUUGACCCUUUACAUGGUGUGGAAUACAUUCUGGAUUUGUUGCUUUUAUACAAAAGGCACAAAGGAAGAAAAGUUACUGUUCCAGUACGACGGCAUGCUUACCUUCAGCAAUUAUUUAGUAAACCAUUUUUCAAAGAGGAAGAUGAACUCGAUGUGGGCAGUCUUGUAGAAAACUUGAAUAGUGUCACACAGUCUUUCUCCUUCCUUUCUAAUUCCUUGAAUUUGUUUUCAUCUUUUCAAGGUGCCAAAGAAAUAGGAACACAUGGUGACAAAAAGAUUCACAUUCUAGUCCCUCUCACUGGGAGAUACGAUAUUUUCUUAAGAUUUAUGGAGAACUUUGAAAAGACUUGCCUUAUCUCCAAGCAGAAUGUACAGCUGGUAGUUAUUCUCUUCAGUUCUGAUUCUGGUCAGGAUUCCAGUAAACACAUAGACCUGAUUAAUGAAUAUCAUCAUAAAUAUCCUAAGGCAGACAUAACAGUAAUUCCAAUGACGGGUGCUUUCUCUAGAGGGUUAGGUCUUGAAAUGGCCUCCUCCAAGUUUGACAAUGACACUUUGCUGCUGUUCUGUGAUGUUGAUCUUAUAUUUACCACAGACUUUCUCCAACGGUGUCGAGCUAAUACUAUUCAAGGGCAACAAGUUUAUUAUCCUAUUAUUUUCAGCCAGUAUGAUCCCAAAGUAACAUAUGGAGACAACCCUCCAAUGGACAGUAACUUUGUUUUUACAAAGAAAACUGGGUUUUGGAGAGACUAUGGGUUUGGGAUCACUUGCAUUUACAAAAGUGACCUUUUAAGUGCUGGUGGAUUUGACACCUCAAUUCAAGGUUGGGGACUUGAAGAUGUAGACCUCUUUACUAAAGUAAUAACUUCUGGACUGAAGGCUUUUAGAAGCCAAGAAGUAGGCGUGGUGCAUGUUUUUCAUCCAGUUCAUUGUGAUCCCAACCUGGAUCCUAAGCAAUAUAAAAUGUGCUUAGGAUCCAAAGCAAGUACAUUUGCCUCUGCCAUGCAACUAGCUGAAAUAUGGCUAGAAAAACAUUUAGGUGUCAGGUAUAAUCAAACUUUUUCCUGACAUUCUAACUUGCUCUGCCUUCCUAGGGGACUUUACCUCAUUACUACUUUGUUUUAUUGUUGCAUUCACAAACUCCUCUUUGUCUUCCAAAGGAUAUGAGUUUGACCUCAAAUGAACAGUCUGCUGUCAAGAUCAUUACAGUUUCCUACUGAACUGAUUAUAUAUGGUGUCUUUCUAUUCUCUUUGAUCUAUAAACCAAGUAAAACCAUGGCAAUCAGACAAUCCCAUGGAGCACAUCUAUCAUGGGGACUACAUCAAAUAAAUGUUCUCUUUAGACAUUAGGAUGCAAUAUCAGUCUUCAUUGUGAGUGUUAAACAUAAUGUGAUACAGAGAUUUUGUGUUGGAAGGUACAACAGAAGUGCUUUAUGCUUCCUCUGGGAAAGAGACUCUGGCAAACUUGAGUUUUAUAAUUUAUAUGUGGACUAAUAUAAAAAGUAUUAUUCUUCAUCUUUAUAGUUUUUAAAGUAAAUGAAUAACUGAUUUUUUUAAAAAAGAAAAGAAAAUACAAACUGAAAGUUUUUUUUUUUCUGAAAUGCAACUGGUACUGGCUACCAAGAAACUUAAAGAUUGUAAUAAAAUAACCUCAUCGUUACUAUCUACACACAAUUGAACUAUGUUUUCUCAACGAAAUGUGACUUACUCAAAUAUUUGCAUAAUUGAAGCAGUUUCUGAAUCAAUGUCCUUCAUUUGCUGGCCAGAAGACACAAUAUGGUUAUUUAUAAUAAAAGUACGGAUGUACUAUAUUCUUUUUUUCAAAGACAAUAAUGUGUUGCUUUAAGUUGGUUUAGAAUGAGCCUCUAAUAUAUAAAUAAUUUUCUAUUUUA
Messenger RNA from Heteronotia binoei (common prickly gecko), 3462 nucleotides. It is a transcript of the gene CHSY3, whose product is annotated as chondroitin sulfate synthase 3. Gene Ontology annotation, cellular component: Golgi cisterna membrane. The transcript is spliced from 3 exons. Bases 35 to 2638 code for a protein of 867 amino acids. The record is from RefSeq and is a predicted model, not a curated record. Lineage: Eukaryota; Metazoa; Chordata; Lepidosauria; Squamata; Gekkonidae. Gene Ontology annotation, molecular function: glucuronosyl-N-acetylgalactosaminyl-proteoglycan 4-beta-N-acetylgalactosaminyltransferase activity.